Amborella trichopoda is the source of this 3809-nucleotide messenger RNA. RefSeq names its product Calcium-binding EF hand family protein. Gene Ontology annotation, cellular component: plasma membrane; cytoplasm. The record is from RefSeq and is a predicted model, not a curated record. Gene Ontology annotation, molecular function: protein binding; calcium ion binding. Gene Ontology annotation, biological process: endocytosis; endosomal transport. Lineage: Eukaryota; Viridiplantae; Streptophyta; Magnoliopsida; Amborellales; Amborellaceae.
ACCCCAUUUUCCCAUAACGUCUGAGGCCUGUUUUCCCACUUGAUAGACCCUCUCUCUCUCUCUAUUCAAUCACUGUAGGUUUGGAUCCCGGUGCUCAUGUCGUCGAAACAUCGCGAAAAUCACAUCCGAAAAGGCCCAUUUCUCCGAAAUUCCCAUCAAUCCAACCGCUCUCUGAUCAUCUGAACCUCCCUCUCUCAUUCUCUUCUUGGCCCCAUCAUCAGAAUUCAAAUACGUUUAGGGGUCAAUGUUAUAAUUCCCAUUUGGGAUUCUUAAUUUUGAUAAUUAGGGCUUCCUUUUUGUGGCAUUUGAGGUGAUUUUGGAUGCGGUUUCUUCUCUGAUCUAGGGUUUCCGGGACUGGGUUCAGCGAAAAUGGCUGUAAGGGCUCCAGCUCCAGGCAUGGAGGUUUUCGAUGCUUAUUUUAGAAGGGCGGACUUGGAUCAAGAUGGGAGGAUCAGUGGAGCUGAGGCUGUUGGCUUCUUUCAGGGUUCCAAUUUGCCGAAACACAUACUAGCGCAGAUAUGGAUGCAUGCCGAUCAGAAUCGGAGUGGUUUCCUUGGCCGACCUGAGUUCUACAAUGCUUUGAGACUUGUAACUGUGGCACAAAGUGGGCGUGAGCUAACACCCGACAUCGUGAAGGCUGCAUUGUUUAGUCCGGCUGCCUCGAAAAUCCCUGCCCCUCAAAUAAAUUUCGUACCUGGGGCCCCCAUCCCUCAAGUGAACCCAGGGGCCCCACCUCAACCUCAAAUAAACUCCAUGGCACCAUCAGGCCCUCAAAAUGUUGGUUUCAGAGGACCUCAGGCAAUGCCAAACAUGGGUGCGACUCAACAAUUUGGUGCCGCUUCAAAUACUCAAUUCAUGAGGCCUUCAACUACACCUGUUGGUUCUUCACCUCCAAUGCCUGUAGCCAAUCCAGGGCUCCCUGGUGCUAGUGUAGCCGGGGCCCGCCCUCCAAACCCUAACAUGUCCACUGAAUGGCUAGGUGGAAGAAUAGGUGCAUCAUUGGUGGGGCCUGGCCCACCGGGCCCCACCAAAGCCAGCGUGGGUCUCACCUCGACCCAAGAUGGAUUUGGUCAAGCCCCAUCUUCUAGUACCACCACACUUCCGCCAAAACCUUCUAUGGCUAACGAUUCAAAAGGCUCAACAGUAACUGGAAAUGGGUUUGCUUCUGAUUCAAUUUUUGGUGGGGAUGUUUUCUCAGCGGUAUCAUCUCAACCAGUUUCAUCUCAACUAAAACAAGAUGGUUUUGUCAGUCCCACAUUUUCAGCUAGCAGUGCAGCUAGCUCAAAUGCCAUUGUCCCUGUUGAAUCCUCCACGUCUCAAUCUUCAGUUAAGCAGAGUCAAGUUGAUGCACUGCAAGGACCACUGGCUUUGCAACCGAGUGGUGGUGGGCUCCAGCGGGCCCCAUCCUUGCCCAAGCCAGGGGCCCCACUGGGUACCACACCUAGAGCCUCUACAUUGUCUACGACUGGUGUUUCAGCGGUGCCUGCCUCUGGUUUUUCUGUUGGGGCUAUGAGUUCUGCCCCUACAAACCAGUCUCAACUUCCAUGGCCAAGGAUUACUCAAUCUGAUAUCCAAAAGUACAAUGCUGUUUUUGUGGAGGUUGACACUGACAGAGAUGGGAAAAUCACAGGUGAACAGGCACGGAAUCUGUUCCUGAGUUGGAGGUUGCCUAGAGAGGUCUUGAAGCAGGUUUGGGACUUGUCUGACCAGGAUAAUGAUAGUAUGCUUUCGCUAAAAGAGUUCUGCACUGCCCUAUAUUUGAUGGAGAGGUACAGAGAAGGGCGCCCGCUUCCUGCAGUUCUUCCAAGCAGCAUUAAGUUUGAUGAAGCACUGUUACAUACUGCUGGUGGUCAACAACCUGCAGGCUUUGGCGGUGCUCCAUGGCGGCCUUCUCAGGGCCUGCCACCGCAAGCAAUGCCUGGAAUACGACCUGCAAUGCCAGUUCCUGGGGUAAGAGCAUCUAACCAAUUUCAAACCCCUCAACCUGAUGGAGUCGGUGCUACUCAGCCCGUGCAACAGAAGUCUAGGGUGCCAAUACUGGAGAAACAUCUUGUGAACCAGCUAAGUCGGGAGGAACAGAAUGCUCUCAAUUCUAAGUUCCAGGAAGCCACUGAAUCAGAAAAGAAGGUGGAAGCAUUGGAGAAAGAGAUAAUGGAUUCAAAAGAGAAGAUCGAGUUUUAUCGCACCAAGAUGCAAGAGCUUGUGCUAUACAGAAGCAGGUGUGAUAACAGACUAAACGAGAUUACUGAAAGGGCAUCUGCUGAUAAACGUGAGGUUGAAUCGCUUGGCAAGAAAUAUGAGGAGAAAUACAAGCAAGUUGGAGAAUUAUCAACUAAAUUAACUUCUGAGGAGGCUUCAUUCCGUGAUAUUCAGGAGAGGAAGAUGGAGCUGUAUAAUGCAAUUGUUAGCAUGGAAAAAGGUGGAACUGCAGAUGGAAUUCUUCAGGUUCGAGCUGAUCGAAUACAGACAGAUCUGGAGGAGCUAGUAAAAGGUUUGAAUCAACGGUGCAAGCAGUAUGGUUUACGCGUUAAGCCAACAGCAUUAGUGGAGCUUCCAUUUGGUUGGCAACCUGGGAUUCAAGAAGGGGCAGCUGAAUGGGAUGAUGACUGGGACAAGUUUGAAGAUGAAGGUUUUAUGGCUGUCCAAGAGUUCACAAAAGAAGGAGACGUCGUUUCAGGCACUAACAAAACUUUGCCUCCUCUUGUUUGGGAUGAGAAGAGAACGUUCGAUGAGGUGGCAUCUGUUGGGCCAACCACUAAUGGCGAUAGUAAGAUGGACUCACCUUUGAGUAUUAAUCAUCAGCGAGCCGUUGAAACCACGUCUUCCUAUGCACAUAGUGAUGAUGGAUCGAUAAAAAGUGCACCAGGGAGUCCUUUUGGUAGAAGUGGACUUGGAAGCCCAUCACAAGAACUUCCGGCUUCACAUUUUGGGAAGAGUUCCAGUGCUGAUACCUCAUCGGUUGCCAAAGAAAUUCAGAGUGACCAUGGUGGAGCUGCGUCCACUCACUCCGGUGACAAAUUUGAUGAACCUUCCUGGGGUGCAACCUUCACAGAUCCUAGUGAUGAUGUUGAUUCACUUUGGGGAUUUAAUGCCGGUACCUCUAAGGAUUCUGUACAAGACCACCAGAGGAAGGACCCAUUCUUUGAUGACAUGGGGCUGAACCCCAUCCGCACAGACUCCCUGCACGCCGACUCAUUGUUCGGGAAGAAGACUGCCUUUCCAUUUGGGGAUUCGGUUCCUGGGACCCCUCUCUUCAACUCAGGCAACUCUCCAAGAUUCAGUGAGGCCUCGGAUGACCAUGCAUUCAAUGCUUUUGCGAGGUUUGAUUCUUUCAACCCAGGUGGUGGUCGUGAAAGCCUUGCUCGAUUUGAUUCAAUAAGAAGCACCCGAGACUCUGAUCAAAGCCGAAGUGGGUUUAUGUCCUUUGAUGAUCAUGACCCUUUUGCAGCUACUGGGCCUUUUAAAUUUGACCCUCACACACCAAGAGGAGGUGCUUCUUCAGAUAAAUGGAGCUCAUUUUAAUCCAUUUUGCACUGAGAGGGUGGUAGCAUUUUUGUUUUCUUUAUCCACCACCUUACAUUUUUUUUCCUUCUCUUUUCAGUGUCGUCUUUUCUUUCUCUUGAGUUUGGGCUUAUAUGAUGAUUGAGUGGUGAGCAUGUGUGAUAUAUUUGUUAUGUGUAGGAGCAGAUGGUCUGCUGUGGUGACCACCACAUUGUAUUUGGUAGAGUUUGAGCUUUGGCGUGCCCAUUUUGUAUGACCAUUUUCCUUGUUCCUAUUAUUUUUUCAAUUCAUAUUUGAUUUGUACUGCU